AUGAAGACAAGAAUAGCAGAUCUGUGGAGACCAGUUAAGGGAGUCACAAUCAAAGAAGCAAAGGAAGGUUUAUUUCUGUUUCACUUCUCUCAUAACUUAGACAUGGAAGCUGCACUGAAAGGGGGUCCUUGGACCUUUGAUAGUCACCUCUUGAUCUUAGAAAGGUUACAUCUUGGAAUCCAAAUCGAGAAUAUACAACUUAAUCAAGUUGAUUUUUGGGUUCAAGUGCAUCACCUACUUGCAGGCCUUAUGUUGGAGAAGGUCGGGAAGGCUAUGGGAAACUUCAUCGGUGUGUUUGUCGAGUAUGAUAAAAACAACAACACAAGCUUUUGGAGAGAGUAUAUGCGGGUGAGAGUUCGGAUAGACGUGCGACAGCCAUUGAAGAAACAAACAAGAGUUAAAAACAAAGGAGGAGAAUGGUGUGUGGUUAAGUUCAAAUAUGAAAAGCUUAGUCUAUUUUGCUUUGUGUGUGGGCUUCUUGGACAUUCUGAGCAACGAUGUGAAGUUAGAUUUGCAAUGGAUCAAGAUAAUGGAAGCCGUGAGUGGUCGAAUGAGCUACGGGUGGAGAGUCGCAGGCAUGGUGGAGUGGGUUCAUCAAGAUGGUUGAGAGAAGAAAAGGCUAAAGAUAAUACAAAGGAAGGAAAUGUUUUCACAUCACCGGCGCGUGCAACAUACGACCACACGGGUGGAAGUGAGAAUGGAGAUACAACAGAAGGGGUCCCACAUGCACCGAUUGGCCACGUUUUUCGGUCUUCAGUUAUGACUAAUGAGGAGGCUAUUGAUUUUUCAGCAACUAACAAGGGUGCAUUAUUUGAUGAUAAUGCCAUUGAUGUUGAAGGAAGAAGUGGCGGUAUUGCGGUUCUUUGGAAUAACAAAAGUAGAUGCAGUGUUAUGAAUUUUUCUCGGAAUUUUAUCAAUCUCCAUAUUCAAGAUGAUUUUAAAGGGGAAUGGAGACUCACUUGCUACUACGGGUUCCUGGAGAGAGUACGCAGGAGAGAUGCGUGGAAUAUGUUACGAGACUUACGUGAUAUGGCCAUCACCCCAUGGUGCAUUAUCGGAGAUUUCAACGACCUGUUAUCACAACAAGAUAAGAGAGGCAACCUUUUGCAUCCUAAUUGGUUGUGCAACGGUUUCCGUCAAGCUGUAAAUGAAUGUGAUCUCACUGAUAUAUCACUUGAAGGCUAUCAGUUUACGUGGACGAAAAGCCGCGGAAAGGACCAUAUGGUUGAGGAGAGAUUGGAUAGGGCACUUGCAAACUCAGGCUGGUUAUCAGUUUUUCCUAAUGCCAAACUUGUUAACCUGGUUGCUUCCCACUCUGACCAUAGCCCAAUCCUCUUAAAUAAUGAUCCGAUUCAAGUCUCGCAUAUUCGGCGUGGGUUUAAGUUUGAAAACUGCUGGUUAUUGGAAGAUGAGAUUGAAGAGGUUGUACAUAAGGGAUGGUGUAAUGGAGAGAGAACCGAUGUAGUCCACCGUAUUUCGACUUGUACGUCGGAAAUUGAAAAGUGGAACAGGAUCCGUAGGAGUAAAGAGAAAGAGGUUGUGGAGGGGUGUCAAGCAAAGAUGGAGUAUUACCGUAUGCAAAACGAUCAGACGUCGGCAAUGCGGUAUUUUGAGGCGGAAGCUGAAUACAACAAAGCCCUUGUGAAGGAGCAUGCUUACUGGAGACAACGUGCAAAGAUGCACUGGCUGAGAGAGGGUGACCUUAACACUAAAUUUUUCCAUUUGUCAGCCACUGCCAGACGCAAGUUCAAGAGAAUUGAGGCUUUAACGAACGACAAUGGUGAGGAAGUUAAAGACCAAGAAACUAUUUGUGGGAUAGCAAAAGAUUAUUUCACAAAGCUGUUUGAGGAAUCGGUUAGCUCAUACGAACCGGUACUUAAAUUCAUACAACCUACAAUUUCUAAUGAUGACAACAACAUGUUGUUAGCUCCGAUUAGAAGAGAGGAACUAUUUGAAGCUGUCAACAACAUGCAUCCGGACAAAUCUCCAGGUCCUGAUGGUUUAAACCCGACUUUCUAUCAAAACUUUUGGCAUGUGUGUGGUGAGGAUAUCUUCGCUGCUGUUAGAGUAUGGUUUGAAAGAGGCUCUCUUCCUGCUACAAACAAUGAUACUAACAUUUGCCUCAUACCGAAGUGCUCUAAUCCCUCCAGCAUGAAGGAUCUACGACCUAUUGCACUUUGCAAUGUGAUUUACAAAAUUAUUUCAAAGCUCCUUGCGAAUAGAAUGAAGAAGUGUUUAGCUAAAACUGUGUCGGAAGAGCAAUCAGCCUUUGUGGAAGGAAGAUCCAUUCUUGAUAAUGCCAUGAUAGCUAUCGAGAUUAUACAUUCCCUUAAGAGGAAGACCAAAGGUAAUAAGGCUCAUUUGGCUCUUAAGAUUGAUAUGAGUAAUGCUUACGAUAGAGUUGAUUGGGGUUUUUUGAGGUGCAUGCUGAGUAGAAUGGGUUUUGCAGACAAAUGGAUUCAAUGGGUUAUGAUGUGUGUUACAACGGUUAACUAUUCUAUUUUAGUAAAUACGGAAAUUGUUGGACCAAUUCAACCAGGAAGAGGACUGAGACAGGGGGACCCACUGUCCCCGUAUCUGUUUAUUCUUAUCUCAGAAGGACUUUCUGCUCUCAUAAAAGGAGCAGUGGCUAAAGGCGAUAUUCAUGGAGUACAAAUAUGCAGAGGGGCACCUAGUGUGUCCCAUUUGCUUUUUGCUGACGACUGUUUUUUGUUUUGCAGGGCUAGUAUAUCGGAGGUGACGAAUAUUAUGGAGAUUCUAAAAACAUAUGAAGCAGCGUCAGGCCAGGAGGUUAAUUUAAAUAAAUCGGAAGUUUUCUUUAGUAGGAACUUAAGCAUCCCAGCUCAGGAGGAUAUAGCCCGUAUCAUGGGAGUGCGUCAUGUCCUUGGUACUGGUACCUACUUAGGCCUGCCGUCUAUGAUAGGGAGGAGUAAGAAGGCUACGUUUGAGUUUAUUAAAGAUAGAAUUUGGAAGAGAAUAAAUUCGUGGAAAGGGAGGUCCUUAUCUAAAGCCGGGAAAGAAGUCAUGAUUAAAUCGGUUCUGCAAUCGAUUCCAUCUUAUAUCAUGAGUAUUUUUAUUAUUCCUGAUGGAGUGAUUAAUGACAUCGAGAGAAUGUUGAAUACUUUCUGGUGGGGGGGAGGAAGCAACAAUAAGGGUAUCAGGUGGGGGAUUGGAGAUGGAAGUACUAUACCGGUGAUGGGUGAACCGUGGUUACGAGGUAAAGUGGAGGGAUAUGUUAAGGGCCCCCAACAACAAGGUGUGUAUGAUCUUAAGAUUAAUCAAUUGAUGGUUCCUAACUUGAAACAAUGGGAUGGUCAUUUGAUUCGUAGUUUGUUUGAUAACACAGUCUCUGAGGAUAUUUUACAAGUUUCGUUAAGAGAGGAAGUGAUGGAGGACCGAUGGAUUUGGAAGGAGGACCAAAAGGGUGUUUAUAGUGUUCGGUCAGGUUUGCAUGAUAUUAUUAUAUCCCGACUUCACUCUUUUCAUGAUGUUAAAUCUAUUAUUCUGGAUAUUUGUACCAAUGAGGAUAGCCGGACUGCAGGACGUUUUGCUGUUAUGAUAGAUGUGUUGUGGAACAAUAGAAAUAAUGCUAUCUGGAAUCAUGAACGUGAAGAGGUAGAUACGCUUGGUUUACAAGCGCUUUAUAGAUGGCAAGAUUGGGUUAAUGCGCAAGACUGGAAGCAAAAUGGGGAAAUGGAUCAAGCCCGAUCAGUUUGGACUCCGCCAGAUACAGGUUGGGUGAAAUGUAAUGUAGAUGCGGGAUUUAGUAAUAACCGUGGUACUACUAACAGGGGCUGGUGUGUGAGAAAUAAUCAAGGUAAUUUUAUCUUAGCAGGUUCGGCGUGGGACUCGAAUAUUCUUUCUGUUGAUGAGGCAGAAGCUGUGGCCAUUAAGGAAGCAAUCCAGGAAGCUAUUGUACAUCAUUUGGAUAAAGUCAUCUUUGAAAGUGACUCCCUUCGGGUUAUUCAGGCUAUUCAUUCUACCCAUAGCGGAAACUCUGAAUUUAGUUUGAUUAUUUUAUCUAUACAGAGGUUGCUACAAUGUAACUCAAACUUUGAGGUUAAGUUUAUUAAGCGCCAAGCGAAUAUGGUUGCCCACAUGCUAGCAAAGGCGGCCAAUUCUUGGUCUAGGCGUAUAAGUUUUAAUGUACCUCCACCUUGUAUUGAGCAUAUUUUAAUUAAUGAAAUGAGUUAA
Vicia villosa (hairy vetch) is the source of this 4194-nucleotide messenger RNA. RefSeq lists its product as uncharacterized. The record is from RefSeq and is a predicted model, not a curated record. Bases 1 to 4194 code for a protein of 1397 amino acids. The transcript is spliced from 4 exons. Gene Ontology annotation, molecular function: nucleic acid binding; RNA-DNA hybrid ribonuclease activity. NCBI's taxonomy places the organism in Eukaryota, Viridiplantae, Streptophyta, Magnoliopsida, Fabales, Fabaceae.